Molecule: messenger RNA, 1495 nt
Organism: Chaetomium fimeti
Lineage: Eukaryota; Fungi; Ascomycota; Sordariomycetes; Sordariales; Chaetomiaceae
Product: SPX domain-containing protein
Exons: 4
Coding region: 160-1440 (426 amino acids)
Molecular function (GO): metal ion binding
Source: RefSeq, a predicted model, not a curated record
GCCAGGCUGUUUGGGCUUCAUCCUCGACCAUCCUAACAAGCAGGCUUUUUUUUCCCCAUCCCGCUUAAGCUCGUAAUACAUGUACUCGCUUCCCGUCAUGCACAGGCGUCUUUCCGGGCUUGAACCAGUUUGGUCGUUUGUGUUCCCGAUCCUGUUACCAUGAAAUUCGGUCACGCCUUCCAGGAGGCUUUAGCCGCCGAUAGCUACCCGCAACAUUGGGUAGAAAAAGCCAUCCCCUACCGCCAGCUCAAAAAGAUACUAGGGAAGGUUCGAGAGGAGCUCAUAAAAAAAGGCUACGACCCAGACACGCUCCACCAGCUCCUGACCGACCGUAACGCCGAAUACCGACUCGAGACAGAUGCCUUUCAUCUACUACGGCCAAGGCUUGUUGUGCGCCCAAGUCUCUCGUUAGAACACGCCGCGGUAGCGGGAUCUCCGAGCGAGAGUCCCCUAGAGCCAGAUGGUGCUAACGCUCCUCGCCCGCCCGAGCGAGGCCAGGGCCACGAGAGCUAUGAAGCCGACGAGUGGGUUAAGAUCCCUUUGAGUUCAGAUGUUCGGUUCUUCGGUCUCCUGCAGACCGAUGUCACGCAGCUCGACACACUCCAGGACGAGGAGCGGCAGUCGAUGAACGACAAGAUCAAGAAUUUGGGGUCCGAAAUUGCCGAAGUAGCCAAGCCGCGCAAGGGCAUGUUGAAUCUAUCCAAGUCGGACCUUUACCGCUGGCGCGAGAUCUUUGAGCUCUAUCUAGCUGCGCAGGUAUUCUUCUCGACGUAUGAAGUCGCGGGGGGGUUGCGGAAAAGCGAGAAAGCGCAAAAGCAACUUGUCUGGUUCCAGGACGAGGUCAACAAACGGCAGCUUCCGCAAAAAUUCAAGAUCGAGUCGAGCACUGCCGCGUAUGCCCAAUUCCUGGCUUUGAACGCAACUCUGUUGCAAAACCUGCAGUUUCAAGAGUUGAACCAGACGGCCGUCAUCAAGAUCAUCAAGAAAUUUGACAAGCGGACAUCACUGGGGGUGAAGGGGACGUUUCCGAAAGUGAUGUACUCUGCCAACUUCAUAUCCGAAACUAUUUCCAAGGAUAUCUGCGCCCAACUAGCUCGCGAGGUGGUCAGUCUCGUUCCACAGGUCGUUGACUAUUCGUGCACAAUAUGCCUUUCCCUCUGCUGGCUGCCUAUCCGACUCGACUGCAAGCACUUGUUCUGUAUCCGCUGCAUGAUUAAGAUGCAGAACCAGAACAAACGGUACUGCCCACUCUGCCGGGCUGACGUUGUUCAAAACGCAAACGAGACCCACAUCGACGACCAACUCGUGCGAUACCUUGAGCGAUGGUUUCCCAAGGAGACCAAAGAGAAACAGGUAUACAAUGAGAUUGAACGACGCAGGGAGUUGUUCGGGGAUAUUUACGUCGGGGACAGGGACCCUGCUCCAUGUACUGUGAUGUAAACCUUCUGGCCACGGUGAGCGUGGCGGUUCUUUCAGCGUUGACUUGCGCGCCCGU